ACCCAAAACAAGCAGCUUCUGCCCUUGGGAGGCCACCCUCGACGACGCGUGCCCGUAAUGGGACAGUACGACACGACGCUUGGGCUCAUCCUCCUCGGCGCCGUCUUCAAUUCGUACCUUUACGGCAUUGAAUGCAUCCAAAUCGUCCGUUACUUCCGAGCUAAGGUGUACGAUCGAAGGUUGUUCAAGAUCUUGCUCGCCUCGGUCUUCCUCACGGACACGGCAUACACCAUCAUAGCAAUAUGGGGGCUUUGGGUUUACACAAUUACCAGCCAUGACGACCCCGAUGUGCUCCAGCUCUCAGUGUGGCAGUUAGAAGCGACAUCGUUGUUCAGUGCAUGGCCUGCAAUUGUGACGCAGAUGUACCUUAUAUGGCGCACUUGGCGACUAGUAGCUAACAAAGUGCUCGUCGCUAUCGCCUCGUUACUUUCGAUAUGCAGCCUUGCGUUUGGAGUAUGGGCCGGGUCCCACAUCCUCGCCACCAGAAUGAGCAUCGAGCAUAACACGGCCGCCGUCCGCGCCAUCCAGCUAGAGAUGACCCUCUGGCUCAUCACCACCUUCGUCGCAGACGCCUUCAUCACCAUCACGCUCAGCGCCGCCCUCCUCCGCGUGCGCACGGGCGUGCGGCAGACCGACCGGCUCAUCCACCGGCUCAUCCGCGGCGCGAUCCAGACGGGCGUCUUCGCGGGCGUCUGCGUGCUCGCGAACCUGCUCACGUUCGCGUUCUACGACCGGGCGAAUCUCGAUGUGAUGUUCUCGAUUAUGACCGGGCGCGUGUACACCCUCACAUUGCUCUACUCGCUUAUGGUCCGAAAAAGCUCAGACUCGAGCAGAUGCGCACGUGCAAGACAAAGCUUCGCAGCCUCGCGCGGCGUCCAGCUCACAUCCGCCAUAUCCGCGAUCGAGCUCGAGUCGUUCGACUGCAGCGCGGGCAUCAUCAAAGCCACCUCGAACUCGAAUUCGAACUCGCAGUCAUCAGAGUCAUGGGCGGCGGGCUCGGAUCCCUGAGCUCCUCCGAGUUUUCCUUGUUUAACCAAUCUUGUUUUCUUUUAUAUAAGAAAACCUUGGGUUUCUUUCGAACCCCGCCGUUCGCCGUGCGCUUCCGCGCUUUCUUAGAAGUAGCGUCAUCCGCCGUCAUCGGGCGCUUAACGCCCCUUUUUCGGUGCUCUUUAGAGUAUAGAGCCGCAGAGGCUUGCAUCACCUCCUCUAGCGCCUUUUUUAUGCAUGCAGUGUACAGUACGCG
Coniophora puteana RWD-64-598 SS2 is the source of this 1243-nucleotide messenger RNA. RefSeq lists its product as uncharacterized. Bases 58 to 1008 code for a protein of 316 amino acids. The record is from RefSeq and is a predicted model, not a curated record. The transcript is spliced from 13 exons. Lineage: Eukaryota; Fungi; Basidiomycota; Agaricomycetes; Boletales; Coniophoraceae.